Cyphellophora europaea CBS 101466 is the source of this 3102-nucleotide messenger RNA. RefSeq lists its product as uncharacterized. The transcript has 4 exons. The record is from RefSeq and is a predicted model, not a curated record. Gene Ontology annotation, molecular function: protein binding; nucleic acid binding. Lineage: Eukaryota; Fungi; Ascomycota; Eurotiomycetes; Chaetothyriales; Cyphellophoraceae. The coding region runs from base 1 to 3102 and encodes 1033 amino acids.
AUGGCCGCCAGCUGGAAGUUGCCUCCUGGCGGUAGCCAGCCGUCCAAGAUCAACAACCUGACCUCGCCCGGCCGGGACGGCGACACUCUGAACUUCAGCCCCGACUUUAUGUCCGGUAUUGACUCAGAUGACCGACGUCUGACUGCCAAUACCAAUCCAGCAAAGUUUGAGCUGUCUGUCAACUUCUUUCCAGUGAACCCUGGCAAGACUACCAGCCUCUAUCAGUACCGCAUUGAGAGCAUCGUCAAGAUCAAGAAGCCGUCGACCGGCAGCCAAGUCCCUCGCUCUCGUCCUACCCACCCUAAGCGUGCUCCGUUGCCAAGAGGCUUCGCCGCAGCCACCAAGAGGCAGCGGGACGAAAAGGAAGCGAAGGACCAAGAGUACUUGGCAAAAUAUCAGAAGCGUGUGUCUGGCAAUUCUCCAGCUCCUUCAGGAGACGAUGGUCCAGCUCUCGAUGACUCUCUGAUCACCAAUCGAAUCAAGCGCCGGGUGAUCUUCUUGCUUGUCGAGAAAAUGAAGGCCAAUGGCGUCAAGGUCUCAAUUGCAAGCGACUACAGUAACACCCUGGUUACUGUCCAACCCAUCGAGCAUAAAGCUGUCCCUGGCAUCUGGCAAGUCCCCUACUUUGACGAGGAUGAGGAAGAGGAUCCCAACUCUUCGAACCUUCCGCAGUACAAUGUGAUCAUCGGUGCAGCCAAGAAGGUCGACCUUGCGAGCCUUCUUUCCCUCGUUAAGAAGCUUCCAGCGGUAGCAUCGAAUGCCACUUCUACUGUCGGCCCCGCAGACCUUGCGACCGUGCCAAAUCUGCUCAACAUCAUCUUCAGCCACUGUCUCAACGCGUACACUCAUCGGGACCUGAACUUGGAGCCGGAGGUCACCUUCAUUGGUGCAAACAAAUUCUACCAGAUUACAGGUCCCUCUUGGCCUCUCAAGACGGCGUCGACCCCCAACAACGUUGGCGGCGUUGUGGCUAAGCCUGGCUUCUUCAGAUCGACUCGCGUCAGCCUGGGCAACAACAUCCUGUUGAAUAUCAACACCACCACCAGUGCUUUCUACGCUCCCGGCUCUCUUCUGAACGUGCUCCAGGGUUUUGGUCUGCAGAAGCCUCUCUUCGAGAUCAACCGGUUCGUCAAGGGCAUACGCGUGCGAACCACAUACUUGCGGAAGAGCCCCUCGGCCCAGAAGAAAGCUCGCGAGUCGCGCGGUAAGGAUGCUGUUCCCUUGGAGCACAUCUUCACAGUCAGAGGUCUUCCAUUCCUCGACGAGAAACCCGUGGCAACCAACGUCUUCUUUGAGAUCUUCCCUGAGGGUUCUGAAAGCCCUGGCGAGGUUACGGUAGCUCAGUACUGGGGCAGCUCGGACAACCACCGCAUUAACCUCACCAAGAACGAUAUCAUCGUUGAUUGCGGUAGGGGCGGCUUCAUCCCAGCACGAUUUCUUGAAGUGCUUCCCGGUCAACACUAUAAGCCCAAGACCGAGAUGGUUGCCCGUGCCUGUCGUCCUCCCACUGAGAACUACAACAUGAUCAUGAACGACGGCAUGUUCUUGUUUGGCAUCAAUCCGCUGGACCAGUACAGCCCUGCUUCCAACUUCGAUGGCCUUACAAUUGAGCGCAGCAUGGUGCGAGUGCCUGUCGUGAUGCUGAACCCUCCUGAAUUGAGCUAUCGUGGCAACAACGGCAAGCUAACCAGCCCCAUGGGUGAUCUAGCCCUGGGUCGUUGGAACUUGAAGGAUAGAAGAGCUUUCUCGGCAAGCCCUGGCAAAACCUUCGUUGUUAUUCAGCUUGCUCGAGCCGGGUGCAACCGUCUGCCUCCGGACCAAUUCUGGCAGUUUGCGAACGGCUUCGAAGCUGCUCUAAGACAGUUUGGGCUCCUGGGCUGCAAAAUGUUUCGCGCAGCUCCCGCAGAUUUUCACACUAAGCAUUCGAUGGAGCUGUCGCCAUACGUUGGCUAUUCAGGCGACGAAGACCGUCUGAAGACAUUGUUCAGAGCCCUCAAGAACAAUGGAAUGUCUUUUGUUGCCUUGCUCCUUCCAGAAGAUAACGCUGAGCUCUACGGGCAGAUCAAGCGCGCCGGCGACAUCGAUGUUGGCCUCCACACCGUUUGCCACGUGAUGGGCAACUUCAAGGACAAGAACCGCAAAUCAUACUGGGGCCCCAAACAUGACCCAAACACCGCCGCCAAUAUCGUCAUGAAGGUCAACCUCAAGUUGAGUCGUACAGGUGCCAACCAGGUCCUUCCGCAGCCGAUCAAGGACAAGGUCCUAGGAGGGAAGCCAAUGAUCAUUGGCAUCGACGUCACGCAUCCUGGACCAGAAUCGAGCCAAGGUGCGCAGAGUGUUGCAGCUGUUGUCUCCAGCGUGGACCCUUCACUCGCGCAGUGGCCAGCGAGCUUUCGCGCGAACCCCUGCCCGAGCGUAGACAGCGGCCUCUCGAUGGAGCGAGUGCUCUACCUCGCCGCGAUGAUCGAGGAGCGCCUCAACGAUUUCAAAGCUGUACGUAAUGGGCUUCCAGACCGCCUGAUCAUCUAUCGCGAUGGGUUGUCCGAGGAGCAACUCGACAUGUGCAAGCGCCUCGAAUUGCCCCAAGUCAAACAAGCUGUCGCCAAAGUCUAUGGAGGUACCAAGAAGCCUGCCAUCCUUCUCGUCUGUUCAGUCAAACGCCACCACGCGAGACUGUUUGAGGGUCCGCCUAGCCAGAGCAGCUUAGGCGUUCUAGACAAGAACCGCAACCCCAAGCCAGGUACAGCUGUCUACAGCAAGGUAACCUACGGUGACAACAAAGACUUCUUCCUAGUCAGCCACGAGACUCUCCAGGGCACCACUAGACCUUGCCACUAUAUUAUCCUCCAUAACGAGUUCGAGGGUCUUAGCAUCGCCGACGUUGCGAAUGCGACUCAUAAGCUAUGCUACCUCUUCGCCCGUGCCACCAGAUCGGUAUCUAUUGCUACUCCAGCAUACUAUGCCGAUCUUGCGGCCGAUCGUGCUCGCUACUACGUUCGCAAGUGGUACAUGGCGAGACAAGGUCAAAACUUUGACGAGCAGGAGUUCGCGGAAGCCUUGCAGGUGCACGACGAUCUAAAGCGCACGAUGUUCUACAUCUAG